Penicillium subrubescens is the source of this 741-nucleotide messenger RNA. RefSeq names its product OB fold domain-containing protein. Lineage: Eukaryota; Fungi; Ascomycota; Eurotiomycetes; Eurotiales; Aspergillaceae. Gene Ontology annotation, cellular component: RecQ family helicase-topoisomerase III complex; nuclear body. Bases 1 to 741 code for a protein of 246 amino acids. Gene Ontology annotation, biological process: double-strand break repair via homologous recombination; resolution of meiotic recombination intermediates. The record is from RefSeq and is a predicted model, not a curated record. The transcript has a single exon.
AUGGCCAGUGCAGAGCAGAUCGCCGCUCAAAUAAUGAGCUCCAAGUCCCUUUGCGUCUCUUCGUCGUGGCUCAAUUCUUUCCUAGCCUCUUCACAGCUCAACGUCCCCGUCUCCGCACUCACCAAGACAGCUCUUUUUCGCGUCCUCGCCUCGGACAUUCGCGAGUCUCUAGCAACAAAUCCUACCUCCCUCUUUCCGGUUGAUAUAUCCGAUCCCGCAGUCCAAGAAAGGCGCAUUCCCGGGCCCAUUCCUGUCCAAGUCCUUGACAUCGAAGACAUCGGCACGAGUCUCUGGAGCCAGGUCGAAGCAAUUGAACGUAUCGAGCGCGGCGAAGCUAUACGAGGCCGGGAGAUUGUACGCACUGUGAAUGUUGGCGAUGACAAUGAAGGAGCAGAGACUGGCAGCUCGAGUAAUAUCGGCACGGCCGCAGCUCCUAGCGCGUCUGGGAGCAGUGGAUCUGGACCGCACCGAUUGAUUCUACAAGAUGCUCAUGGCACAAAGGCAGUUGCAAUUGAGAUGCAGCACAUUGAAGGUAUCUCUCUGGACAAGCUACCUAUUGGAGCGAAGAUCCUUUUGCGAAAUGCGACUGUAGCGCGUGGAAUGGUGUUGUUGGAUGUGAAUUGUUCUACGCUGCUCGGUGGGAAGAUUGAGGCUCUGGAUAAACCUUGGAAGGAAGGGAGAAAGGCCAGACUCUUGCAGAGAAUUGAUUCCAUGAGAGACGAGGCGAACCAGUCCGGUUGA